Molecule: messenger RNA, 740 nt
Organism: Pistacia vera
Lineage: Eukaryota; Viridiplantae; Streptophyta; Magnoliopsida; Sapindales; Anacardiaceae
Product: sulfate transporter 3.1-like
Exons: 2
Biological process (GO): transmembrane transport
Cellular component (GO): membrane
Molecular function (GO): secondary active sulfate transmembrane transporter activity
Source: RefSeq, a predicted model, not a curated record
CUGAAACGCCAUUAAUACAUGCUGAUACCUCCAAAUUCUGUCUCUUAUCUCCUUCACUAUCAAGAUAAAUACGUCACCAGCUCCAAACUUAGCUACUUUCUUGCAGCAUUGCUCCUAGACAACCGACACUUUUCUCUAUAUAUCACUAGAGCGAGCUUAUAGUAUAUAAUUUUUGUCUUUAUAUUAUAAGUAGUGAUAUUUUCUGGAGUUCAAAGUAUGGGUAACGCAGAUUAUGAAGGCCCACAUCGUGUUACAAUUCCUCCGCCGAAACCAUUUUUGAAGGCACUAAAGUCGGGUCUCAAAGAGACUUUUUUCCCUGAUGACCCUUUUAGGCAAUUCAAAAACCAACCGGCGUCUAGGAAGUUUCUAUUAGGAUUACAGUACUUUGUGCCGAUUCUUGAAUGGGCACCUCGCUACACUUUUGAGUUCUUCAAAUCUGAUCUUAUUUCUGGAAUUACUAUUGCCAGCCUUGCUGUUCCUCAAGGGAUAAGUUAUGCAAGCUUGGCCAACUUACCACCAAUUAUCGGAUUAUAUUCGAGCUUUGUUCCACCAUUGGUAUAUGCCAUGAUGGGCAGCUCCAGAGAUUUGGCAGUGGGUACGGUGGCGGUUGCAUCACUUUUAAUAGCUUCUAUGUUAGGGAGGGAAGUUAGUCCUACUGAGAACCCUAAGCUUUAUGUUCAACUAGCUCUCACUGCUACUUUCUUCGCCGGCGUUUUCCAAGCCGCCCUGGGCUUUUUAAG